UUGACAACAGUAUGGCUUUGAACACGAAACCGUUAACAACACAAUAGAGUUCGCCAAUGGAAUUAAAUCAAAGACAAACGACACUAAAACGAAAGGACAUACAAAAAAAUACCCACACACACAAACACUCACGUAAAAGCCAAGUAGUCAGGCGAAUGAACUAACUUGCCAGUUAUAACAACAAACAAACAAAAUAUAAAUAAAUACAAUAUAAAUAAAUAAAUACAGUCUUGAAGUGAACACUGUUUUGAGUGAAGCAAAAAUUCAAACAUACAUACAUACAUAUGUAUAUGGAGCAUACAACAUAAAUUUACGUACCGAAAAAUUUUUAACUUUGUUCUACCCGGAGUAAUAGUUUAUUCUCUAUGUGUGUGUGAAUAUUGCUGAAGGCAACUCAUACAUUGUUCGGAACUCUUCAUUACACCAACUCUUGUGCAUAAGUGCAGGGCAGUGCAGUGUAGUGCAGUGCAGUAUAUUACGAUUACUCCAACGAUGGUCGCAUCGGCCGAUCCGCAGAACAUAUUGCAGAAGCUAAAAAAGUACAAACACUUAAAUGGGACAAACUUAUUAAAACCUCUACGGCAACGAACGCUGGACAUCACAUCGAAGUAUGAUAGUAUCAAUCAGAAACCUACAAUUGACGCUACCAAUAAUCUACAACAAACGCAACAAUUUAACGAUAUUGACGCCACAACAAUAGCAAAUGCUAGUAACUUAGCUGACGAACACGAAAACAGGACAAAUGAUUUUUUAGAUUUAAUACUCAAUCCCGAAUAUGUAGACCAAUUCACCGAAAUGAAUAACGAUCUAUUGUUACAUACCGUUAAUGGUACGACACAAAAUGAAGUCAACACAUCGUUUGCUGCUCUCAAUUUAAACAACAAACACAUGCCACCACCUGCUGGUGCCCUCUCAACACUUUUGACGAAAAACUCAACCUCUUUACAUCUCAACUCACCGCCAAGCAGUCUAGUAGUAGAUACUUUGUUGGGUCCCGUAAUGACUACUGCCACAGCAACGAUCACGGGAUCGACAAAUGCAUUGCGUUCUGAAGACCUGCUACUCGGUCACAUACCACCGGAUACCGAAAGUGGUUCAACCUUAACGAGCUUUUAUGCCAAUUUAUUGGCUGACAUCUCACCAUCAUCAUCAACUUUUACCGCUGCCGUGGAGACAGUUGCACCACCAACAGUGUUGAUGCCAACAUCUGAUAAUGAUACCGUUUAUUGGGAGCCUGGCAGCGCGGACUUCGAUGUGCUCUAUCGCCAUUCGCUGUCGAUGACAAUUGUCUAUUGUUUCGCGUACAUUGCUGUGUUUUUGGUCGGUUUGGUUGGUAAUAGCUUUGUGAUUGCCGUUGUGUUGCGGGCGCCACGUAUGCGUACGGUUACCAAUUAUUUUAUUGUCAAUCUCGCAAUUGCCGAUAUAUUGGUGAUUGUAUUUUGUUUGCCGGCAACAUUGAUGAGCAAUAUUUUUGUGCCCUGGAUGCUGGGCUGGCUGAUGUGCAAGACAGUGCCCUACAUUCAGGGCGUCUCUGUAGCUGCGUCCGUCUAUAGCCUAAUUGCCGUAUCGUUGGAUAGAUUCAUAGCAAUAUGGUGGCCACUUAAGCAGAUGACAAAGAGUCGGGCACGUUUCAUGAUAUUAUGUAUUUGGCUGAUUGCCUUAAGCUCGACAAUACCUUGGUUAUUAUACUUUGAUCUCGUGCCAGCUGCUGAAUCCUUUCCAGCUCCACCCAAUCUCUACCUCUGCCAAGAGGUAUGGCCACCGGGUUCGAAUGGAAAUUUGUAUUUUCUUCUCGCCCACUUAGUGGCCUGCUAUCUGCUGCCAAUGUCAUUGAUAACACUCUGUUAUGUAUUGAUUUGGAUUAAGGUAUCGACACGUUCAAUUCCCGGCGAUUCAAAGGAUGCACAAAUGGAUCGUAUGCAACAGAAGUCGAAGGUGAAGGUGAUUAAAAUGUUGGUGGCGGUUGUUAUACUCUUUGUGCUAUCUUGGCUGCCGCUCUAUGUGAUAUUUGCUAGAAUAAAAUUUGGUGGCGAACUUUCUCAAGAGGAAAGUGAGAUACUUUAUAAAGUGACGCCCUUCGCUCAGUGGCUGGGCUCUUCCAAUUCUUGCAUCAACCCCAUUUUAUAUGCAUUUUUCAACAAGAAAUAUCGACGUGGCUUCGCCGCCAUCAUACAAUCCAGAUCUUGCUGUGCUCGCAUAAGAUAUUAUGACAAUGUCGCCAUUGCCUCAUCGACAACCAGCACGCGCAAGUCGUCGCACUAUCAUCAAAAUAGCUCACGCAAGAGUCCGAGCAGCCCUGGCUUACGUAAGACUAAUGCCGUCUCAUAUAUCUAUGAACACCAAUCACUGCGCCGUCAUCAUCACAAUGCUAUGUUGAAGCAGGAUAGCAAUUUAUCACAGCAAAUGUUGUUGAAACAGGACUCACAUGGUUCGCGACAAUUUUUAAUUAAACAAGAGAGCGCUUCUAGUGAUGGAUCGCGUCGUUUGCUUUGCCAACAAGAUAGUAAUGGUUCGAAAAUUUCACUGUCCAAACAGGAUUCGAUUGUCUCAUAUAUGGAUGCUAAACGUGCUGGUUUGGAUAAGGGUCAGGAUUCCUGUUCCACCCAGGAUAAUAUGUCUAUAGAUUCACGACGUGGUACAAGCUUCAAAUUGGACGCAUCACAUAAUUAUGGAUCGCCCAGCACAAGUGCUGCCAUGUUGGAGUAUAAGAGACAGAAAUUUGUCAAGCAAGAUUCGGUGAUUUCUUUUGUUGAUCAAAGGCCUGAGCCUAGACGUCAUCAGUUGGUCAAACAAGAUUCUGUUAUUUCCUUCGCCGAUCAACGUCGAGGUGUGCUCAACAAGCAGGAUUCAAUUAUUGCAUGCCACAACCGUCCAGGCGACGGUAUUGGUCAUCAUGUUUCGAUACUAAAGAAAACAGAAGCGUCACUGGGCGGAGCACUUGCAUCGCCGAGACGAAAUAUAGAACUAUAUGAGUAGUUUAUUAGAACAUAAUAAAUGAUUGCAAACAUAAAAAAUAAAAUUACAAAAAAAUAGUGAAGAAUAAGAAGUUAAUGUAUGAAACGAUUAUUUAAUUUAAGAGUAAAAUAUUUAUAUCAUAAUUGAUUAGUCAUUCUGCUAUACAUAUUACAAAAAUAAAAGUGGAAGAAAAAUUAAAUGAAAAA
This is a messenger RNA of Ceratitis capitata (Mediterranean fruit fly), 3161 nucleotides long. RefSeq names its product neuropeptide SIFamide receptor (gene SIFaR). Gene Ontology annotation, cellular component: membrane. Gene Ontology annotation, biological process: G protein-coupled receptor signaling pathway. The record is from RefSeq and is a predicted model, not a curated record. Gene Ontology annotation, molecular function: neuropeptide Y receptor activity; peptide binding. The coding region runs from base 493 to 2976 and encodes 827 amino acids. The transcript has 7 exons. NCBI's taxonomy places the organism in Eukaryota, Metazoa, Arthropoda, Insecta, Diptera, Tephritidae.